Messenger RNA from Magallana angulata, 1741 nucleotides. RefSeq lists its product as uncharacterized. NCBI's taxonomy places the organism in Eukaryota, Metazoa, Mollusca, Bivalvia, Ostreida, Ostreidae. The coding region runs from base 40 to 603 and encodes 187 amino acids. The transcript is spliced from 6 exons. The record is from RefSeq and is a predicted model, not a curated record.
GUCACACAGUAGAGAACCGGAAGUCAGUUUUGGUAAAGAAUGUUACAAUUUGGAUCCCAUAAUACCCAUUUUGCUGUUUUUACAUUUGUGCUGUUAUGGGUUACGAUCACAAGCAACACUCCUAUGAUGUCAUGUGAUGCAUCACGAGGAACGGUAAAAUAUGUUGACAGGUGCCCGAGGAAUAAGUCUGAGUGGUUGGAAUCGGCAAGGAAUAAGAAUUGUUCAAGAAUAAAUCAGAAUUGUUCCUCAACAGAAUUUGUUUACCACUGUCUGAUUAACCAAUGGGAAAACGCUACAGUGGAAGUUUGUGCUUUACGUGUAAACAUAAUUGGCAAAUGUGCAGAAUAUAAUACCAAAGGAGCAGUUGUACAGGAACAUGCACGCAGAGACUGUCGAACAUUUCAGAAUCCAUGUCCAGUCUAUUACAAAUCAGACCAGGCGUAUCUCUAUCAAGAAUGUUAUGAUGGCAUCGUGACUACAAAACAAAAUACAGCAAUCUCAGCUGCAUCAAACAGAUACAUUAUCACAGUAAAAGAAAAACAUUGUUAUAUUGUACUGAUAAUAAUCUUUUUACACGGUGUCAUUAGAUGUGUUUUGAUAUGACAUGUCAUGUUUAAUUUGUAUUUUGUAAAUUUUUAUAGCGAUUUAGUAAUAAUUUCUUUCCUUAAUUGUACAUUUUGAAGCAUUCAAUUCUUAUAUUUAUACUGAUUUCUAUUAGCAUAAAAUAUAUGUGUCUUGCCCCUGUAAAUCUAUUAUGUAAACGCUCAGUGAAGGAUAUGAAACAUACAUUGAUUUGCUAUAUCAACAUGUUAAUAUUUAAUAUGCGACUUUAAAUAUAGUGCCAGAAACUUUGUAGAGAAAACAUUUUUUGUUAAGAAGUAGAUAUAAUUUCAUGAUUAAUUUUCAAAGGUACAUAUCAAAAUUGGUUAUGUAAGAUUGAAAAAUUCAUUUAAUCUUACAAAAUAGAUAUACUCAACACACAUGGCAGCGGUUAUAUUUGUGCUCAUGGCGCAUGAAUUAGCAAAGUGUAUUAUUAGAAAAUUGAACGUCGCAGAUUUUCGAUGCAAACAUAAUGGAAAACAUACAGUGAAUGUAAAUAUAACAUUUAUGUAUUCAUCACACAUUCUAUUUCUGAUCAAGCAGACAGAAUUACUUCUUUUUUUCAUUUUAUUCAAAGAUAAAUUUUAAAAUAUACCGAUGUACUCACAUGAAAUAUGCAAAUAAAGUAAACCGGUAUAAUGAUUAUAUCUGUUUCCAUAAUUUUGAAAUUUAAUUGGAAGAAGUACAAUUUUUUUAACAAACUCCUUUGAGUAGACCGAUGCUUCCUUUGAUACCUGCUACUAGUUAUGAUAAUCAGCUGAUUUAUGUGUUUAUGUUUAUGUCAGCUGUUUUGUGCGUGACGCCAGAGCGCACAAGACAGGAUGAACAAAAGUAUCGUCUGCGAGCAGAGAGACGCUGGGACAUUUGAGAGGAAGCACACUCUGUGAGAAGCUCGAUAAUUCGACAAUGUCGUGUGAGAUUAGACUGUUAACUUUAGACACCGUGUUCUUGUGCAUAUGUGAUCCGUCUGUCGCGUACCGUCUCAUCGAACUGCCGUGUGUAUUCAACCAUGUACCAAUCAUCUCUGUCGCCAAUCAGCUGAAUAUAUGCAACUUUGUAAAUUUUGAUUGAUUAUGUAUUUUAUUUGUAUUAUUUAUGUGUUUAUAUAUCUAAUCUAAUAAAUGUGUUUUAGUAAAUCAUU